AUGGCAGACGAAGGAACACCGCUUGUUGCCCCGGGAGCAAGGGCCGCUCCCUCGUCACGCCUGGCGCGCCUCAACCGCCGCCUACUGGCCGCCGUGGACCGUGUGAACCCUAUUGUCACCACCACGCCCAAGCGGCUCUUUGAGAUCUGCGACCAGUCCAUCUACCCUCCGUUUCUCCGGCGCCGUUGCCAAGCCAUGCUGGCUGCCGAAUGGACCCAUCGCCUACCCUUGAUUCAGCAUGCCUCUCCGGCUGACAUGGCGGCGAGCCUGAUCGUCAAGGCCCUCGACGAGCUCAAGGAUGAUGGCUCCAGCAUCACCGUUGUGGACUUUUGUUCCGGCGGCGGAGGCCCCGUCCCCGUCAUCGAGAGGCUUGUCAACAAAAAGCGGGCGGAGCGGAACAAGCCUCCAAUUCCGUUCAAGAUGACUGACAUCAAACCUCACAUUGAUGCGUGGAUGACUGCAUGCGCUCGCAGCCCGAAUCUCAGCUACUUUCCCCAACCAGUAGAUGCAACCGACCCUCCACCGGCUGUCAUGAGUACAACGGUGGGCCCUGCCAGCGGUGUUGAUGCGCAGCACGGUUCCAAAGCCCGCGUCUUCCGCUUGUAUUGUCUGGCGUUUCACCACUUCCCAGAUGAUCUUGCACGGAAGGUGUUGGAAUCUACCACCAACACGUCUGACGGAUUUGCCAUCUUGGAGCUGCAGGACCGCCGCCUGGCCUCUUUAUUCCUAAUGUUCCUUGACUUCUGGCUCAUGUUCGUCGUCACCAUCUUCUGGUUCUGGGAUGAUCCGCUGCAGCUGCUCUUCACCUACCUCAUUCCGGUACUCCCCUUUACGCUUUCCUUUGACGGAUGCGUCAGCAGCUUGCGAACGCGGACCUUUAUCGAACUCAUGGCUUUGGUGGACUCCAGUUUGGAGUCUGCAUUGCACGGUCCCCAGGGCAGAGUUGCUCGGAGGGUGCUUCAAGAGUCUGGCACGGCCGAGAUUGAGGGAUGGGUCUUCAAGGGCGGCAGAGAGAUGCAUACUUGGCCCAUUGGGUACAUGAAUUACAUUGUGGGCAGACGCGUCAACGACCGGCACUGA
Molecule: messenger RNA, 1080 nt
Organism: Diplodia corticola
Lineage: Eukaryota; Fungi; Ascomycota; Dothideomycetes; Botryosphaeriales; Botryosphaeriaceae
Exons: 3
Coding region: 1-1080 (359 amino acids)
Source: RefSeq, a predicted model, not a curated record